UAGUAGGGCUCGUGUUGGUGCGGGAGCCUGGGCGGCCUUAGGGGCGCGGAGACUCGGCGGGGGAGGGAGACGGCAGCAGCAUGGCGGCCGGGCACGAGCCGCACAGCCCUCCUCUUUCCGGCUGUCGUCGCCGCCACCGCCGCCGCCGGAGUCGCUGGGACCCUUUAGUCUGCGUGUGUUAGUUGUAAGCCCGCUGCCUCCCCGUCAGUCCUCCGGUCUACCCUCCCUCCUUCCUUUCACCGCCACUGCCAGCCCGAGUGUCGGGCCGGCGGGUAACUCCCACUCCCACCCCACCCCACCCACAAGCCCGCGGGCCGGGACCAUGGAGGACGUGAAGCUGGAGUUCCCCUCGCUCCCACAGUGCAAAGAAGACGCCGAGGAGUGGACCUACCCUAUGAGACGAGAGAUGCAGGAAAUUUUGCCUGGAUUAUUUUUAGGCCCAUAUUCUUCUGCCAUGAAAAGCAAGCUACCUAUACUACAGAAACAUGGAAUAACUCAUAUAAUAUGUAUAAGACAAAAUAUUGAAGCAAACUUUAUUAAACCCAACUUUCAACAAUUAUUUAGAUAUUUAGUCUUGGAUAUUGCAGAUAAUCCAGUUGAAAAUAUAAUACGUUUUUUCCCCAUGACUAAAGAAUUUAUUGAUGGGAGCUUACAAAGUGGAGGAAAAGUUCUUGUCCAUGGGAAUGCAGGGAUCUCCAGGAGUGCUGCCUUUGUUAUUGCAUACAUUAUGGAAACAUUUGGAAUGAAGUACAGAGAUGCAUUUGCUUACGUUCAAGAAAGAAGAUUUUGUAUUAAUCCUAACGCUGGAUUUGUCCAUCAGCUUCAGGAAUAUGAAGCCAUCUACCUAGCGAAAUUAACAAUACAGAUGAUGUCGCCACUUCAGAUAGAAAGGUCGUUAUCUGUUCAUUCUGGCACCACAGGCAGUUUGAAGAGAACACAUGAAGAAGAAGAUGAUUUUGGAAACAUGCAAGUGGCGACUGCGCAGAAUGGCUGAUUCAAGAGCAACAGUAUAGAGGAUGUGAAUUUCUAUUUGGGAAGGAGAAAAUACUACAGACAGUAAUAAUGUAAAAUGGUAAAAACACAAGUAGUUUCUUUUCAAUUAUAUGUUGCUUCCAGACGUGUUUCUCUGCGACUUGUUGAGCAACAUUUUAAGAUGUCGGACUUCUGCAAUAGAUGGCACUGAUGGUUUUAUUCUUUUUUUUUUUUUUUUUUUUUAAUUCUUUACAGUUUUAUUAUAAACCAAGAAUUUUGGACUUGCAAAGAGGUAUUAUUGCAAUAAUGCACUUUUCAUACUUGAAAUUUAUUUGUAUGAUAUAAAGUUGUUACUUUAAACAAAAUGCAAGUUAGGGGGACUUGUUUAUAAAAUCUGGGUAAUUUAUAACAAAAGAAUUUCCUAAAGUUUGCAAAAAUUCAUUUUGUGUUCUACGUAUUACAUUUUAAAAAUAAUUUUACAGUUCAGUUUUAUGAUGGAGCCUCUUACAGAAACAUUAACAAAUGCGGGAAUCUGCCACAUUUCUUUUUUAAUAUACUUCAGUAGCUUAAUUAUCUUUUAAUUUUUUUAAACUUCUUGAUCCCAUCUUAAUAAUCUUUAAAUCAUGACAUUAGCCAACUGUCCUUACUUUAACAUGAUCCAAGUAUUGCUUCUUUUCCUACUACCUUCCUAAUUUUAUCCUAUAGAAAAAAAAAAGUUUAAUGAACAAAAGAAAAUGUUUCGCUUUAUAAUACCAGAUGCUCAAAAACAAGGAGAGUUUUAAACUCAAGUGACUUUCCUUUAGCAUUCUUAAAAGCCAGAUGUUGUGUUUGUUCUUUUGAGUUGUGUAGCCUGUUUUUUCUUUGUCCAAAAUGGUUCUAAAUAGAAUAUAAUAAACCAGUGUAGCACUAUUUUUUUCCUAAACAAAGCCCAAAAAAGAAAAGUGCCUUGCCUCGUUAGAAAAUAUAAAAAAUAAAUCCUCAUGUCCUCUAAAUUAGUAUGUAGAACAGUGAAAAGUUUUGAACAUUUUUCUGUAAUUUUUUUUUAAACCAUAAAUUAGUUCAAACUGAAAGUCUUAAGGAUUGAAGAAACCUUAGUAAAUUAUUUGGAAUAUGGAGCAUUUACUCCAUUUUUAUGUUGUCUUAAUGAUUCUGUGAGAUUGUUCUGGCUCAGACAAAUGCUUUUCUUUGAGGAUACAUUUAUUGGGGAAAAGUGAUUGUGUGGGAGACUUCAGUGUAUUAUAAAUUAGUGUUGUAAUCAGUUCUUGGCAUUGCGUUAAUCCAAAUUUCCCCCAUAAUUUGCAUUAGCAAAGUCACUUUAUGGAUCCUAGGUUCUCCAUGUUUUUAUUUAUACAUAUAAAAAUUGUUCUAAGAAAAACAUUUUUGCUAUUUUAAGUAUGAUGUUGGGGAGGAAAGGAGUGUUUUUAACUUUUUAUAGUUGGUGAUUUAGGGUAGCACAAACAAAACUCCUUUGUAUCUCCCUUUUCUCAGUCCUCUCUUGAGGUGCUUUACUGUUGGGACUUGUAAGGUAGGUAGCAAGUUACCUACUUCGCUUUCCUCCCUAACGUGUAAUAAUACAGUAAAAGCUUUUUUAUCCAGCGUAGCAGGAGAGUGGCAGUGAAUCAAAACUGCUUUGUUAAUUCUGCUGCCCCAGGUGGUAUUCCUCUUCUGAUUUCCCUUCCCUUCCCUUCCCUAUUUUACCACCCUAAAAUAACAGCAUAUUGUCAAUCCCAUUGUAGUCUUGUAUUCUGUUGUGUGAUUAGGUCAUUGGGUGUGGUGGUCUAGUAUAGUCAAGAUUUGCAUUGAGUGUUCAGAAAUCCCAGCUGGUGACGUGCCAGAAAAUACAACUUUCCUGUAUAUAGAUCACUAUUGGUUAGGCCAGCAAAGAUCUCUUUUGCAAACUAAUAAUCUGUGAUGCUUCAUUCCACAGAAACGGCUUAAAAGAAUCUUCAUAAUAGUCCAUUUAGGUUUUAAAAAUGAGGCAGUUAAGAUUUUCUAAAUUAAUUUCUUAAAUACACAUAUCCUCUCUAGUAGUCUGGCCAAGAGUACAGGUUUGGUUAUUAAUUUACAGUUGGUAAUUUUCCACUUUUUCUAACCACUGUAAUUUUUAUGUUGGCACUAAAGUGCCUGCCCAGCACUGUAUAUUAAAAGACUCUCACAAACACUAGAAAAAAGGACUGUCAUCUUCUUGAGUACAAAUUAAUAUGGACAAAAAGUUUAUUCUUUCUAUAAGAAUACUGCAAGUUUGUUUUAUCUUGGGUUCAUUCUUCCACCCAGUGUUCAACUCGUUCUUCUGGUAGCUCUUCCUAUUCUUCUGUUUGGUUCCAUUUCUAUAAUUCCUCUGUCUCCACUCAUGUUUUGUGAUAGCUAACUACAGUACAUUUAACCAAUCCUGAAUUAUUUUCUAGAAUAUUUGAAUAAUGUAUGAGUGACCCAGCACCCAAUUUUAAACAUUAAAUAUUAACCUGGGCACAGAAUUUAAAAUGAUAUUGCAUCAAAACAUAGGAGAACUGCUUUAUUGUCCAUUUUGAAAGUAUGAAACUUGAAUAUUGAAAAUAUUCAAACUGGAAUGGCAGUAUUCUUACCUUGUAAUUUCAGUCCAUUGGUUCCUGUUAAUUUCUUAUCAGAUGUUUAAACAGCAGUUACCUUUGUUUAUUUGUAUCUACUCUGUGGUGGAAGUAUUAAACCAUGAUACCCUUUGCUACCAACUCUCAACCACCUAACUUUCAGAGCAGACUAUUUGUUUUGGGAGGAUUUUGUGCUUCAUCUGAGUUUAGAAGUAAUGUCAGAAAAUGUUAAGCAUGUCCUUUUAAAGAAAAUAUAAGGUUUAUAAUUAUCUUAUUACCAUGGUAAUUUAAAUGAAUUAGAAGUAUUUAACUGCAAUCUUGAAUUAUAAAGUUGGGGUGCAUAUAUAGAGAUAUAUAUCAAAAUCUCAACUUGAUGUAAAGUAAAUGAGCAGUUACCUGGCAGACUUUUUUUUUUUUUCAGAUAACUGUUUAAUCCAUAAUUCCAUAACGAACUCAGCUUCACUUCAAUAUUUAUUUUGUCCAUUCAUCAGUGCUCCAAUAAGUAAAUGAUAGGAAACAGCUGAAAAUUACUAAAAGAUUUUAUUUUUUUUUAUGAUUAGAAAAAUAAGUUUCUAGGGUCUUUGAAUGCUGGAUUUUUUUUUUUGUCUUAUCCAUCCAUGGCAGCUAAAAAAAAAAAAAUAAUCACUCAAAAUAUUCAGGUUUACAUGCUAGCUCUCUCUCAUAGGGAGUUGCCAUACCUCACAGUUCAAAGUGUAUUUUGUAGAUCAGUAACAUUAUACUGACAUGUAAUUGCAAUUUACUAUGCAGCAAAAAUGAUUCAAAAAGAAAAAUAACCUACAGUGUCUAUUUACCUUUGUACAGACAAUUGCUUAAGUUACUCUGCUUUUAACAUCUGUACUUGGAUCAAAUGCUUAUGUAUGUAUAGGAAUGUCACAGUGCAAGAUGCUGCUAGCUCAGGCACAAAGUAUUAAAAUUAUUUUGUGAAGA
Molecule: messenger RNA, 4484 nt
Organism: Balaenoptera acutorostrata (minke whale)
Lineage: Eukaryota; Metazoa; Chordata; Mammalia; Artiodactyla; Balaenopteridae
Gene: STYX
Product: serine/threonine/tyrosine interacting protein
Exons: 11
Coding region: 323-994 (223 amino acids)
Biological process (GO): negative regulation of protein binding; protein dephosphorylation; negative regulation of SCF-dependent proteasomal ubiquitin-dependent catabolic process
Cellular component (GO): nucleoplasm; cytoplasm
Molecular function (GO): F-box domain binding; protein tyrosine/serine/threonine phosphatase activity
Source: RefSeq, a predicted model, not a curated record